This is a messenger RNA of Pestalotiopsis fici W106-1, 837 nucleotides long. RefSeq lists its product as uncharacterized. The coding region runs from base 1 to 837 and encodes 278 amino acids. The transcript is spliced from 6 exons. NCBI's taxonomy places the organism in Eukaryota, Fungi, Ascomycota, Sordariomycetes, Amphisphaeriales, Sporocadaceae. The record is from RefSeq and is a predicted model, not a curated record.
AUGGGCGUCUCGAUACCGGUUGUGCUUGCAAGAUGCGCCACCAGGCUAAAAUUGACCAACAGGCUAUGGCCUGAUGACCACAUGUCUCUUCUCAGUCUGGUCGCGUUGCUCGCCAUUGUUUCCAUUCAAAUUUACAGCGUGAGCGAAGGCAGCGGUAUGCAUUACUGGCAAACAGACCUAGACAAGGUUCAACUCACCCGCCAGUUGUUCUAUGUAGCAAAGAUUUUAUACGUCUUUGUACAAUGUACGGGGAAAAUCGCCGUUCUUCUCCUCUACCAGAGGGUCUUCGACACAGGACAUGGUGCCCAAUGGCUGAGAAGAGCCAUCAAGGUCAUGAUUGUAUUGACAUUUGCCAUUGAGGGGACGUACAUCUUCAUCAUUGCCUUUCAGUGUCUUCCUGUCGCAGCACUUUGGGACCCUUCAAUCAAAGAUUUCACGUGCUUGAAUGCAGGUGUGGCCUUUGCAGCCGGAGCCGUUUUGAACAUUGCGUCCGACUUUGUCUUGAUGAUCCUCCCGCUCCCCGCCCUCUGGAAGUUGCAGACAAGCAAACGGAAGCGAUUUGGUGUUGCCUUGAUGCUAGUCAUUGCAUCUCUCGGCAUCGUUGCGAGUCUUGUUCGUAUCAAGUUUCUCAUUGGGGGCUCUUCUGCAUUUGACAGCAGCUUCCACAAUGUAGACAUAUACUCUUGGAGUCUCAUUGAGCUUUUCACUGAGGCCACUCUUGGUUCAUACAAUAUGUGCCAUCCGAUCGACCGUCUCAAGCACAUUUCAGCGAUCUCGAGUGUCACGACCAAGCAAGUCAAGCCCAAAGUCAGAUAUCGCAUCGACCCCGAGAUAUAG